Molecule: messenger RNA, 5730 nt
Organism: Macadamia integrifolia
Lineage: Eukaryota; Viridiplantae; Streptophyta; Magnoliopsida; Proteales; Proteaceae
Product: protein NRT1/ PTR FAMILY 5.10-like
Exons: 8
Coding region: 2244-5624 (1126 amino acids)
Biological process (GO): dipeptide transport; transmembrane transport
Cellular component (GO): membrane
Molecular function (GO): tripeptide transmembrane transporter activity; dipeptide transmembrane transporter activity
Source: RefSeq, a predicted model, not a curated record
AUCAAACCCACAUUAUUCGCAGCUACUCUUACAUCACGCAAGACAGGUAUAUUGAGUUUGGAGACAAAUACAGAGGAAGGUAGCAGAUCUGGCCUUUCAAUCUUCUAUCUCCACUGACACUUUUUUGCAGGUGUUCGUUCUCUCUCUCUCUCUCUCUCUCUCUCUCUCUCUCUCUCUCUCUCUCUCUCUCUCUCUCUCUGUGUGGAUUCCGAUUUGGUUUUCGAUUUUGAUGUAUGGUGUAUGUUGCUUAAUUUGCGAUCAAUUAUGCGGAUAUUAUUUACUCUCUUGUGUUGCAGGUAAAUCAAAUUCAACCUGUAUGUGGGUAUUAUUUAUUCCAAGUGAUGCAAUUUUGCAAAAAUUCCAAUCAAUGGAGCAGUAUUAUAGAUGCAAGCCUCAAACUGCCUGUAAUCACCACGUUUGUCCCAUCAAUGAUUUCUUUGAAUCAAGAUCAAUUAUUCAAAUGCCCACCCUCUUUGGAUGUGUUCUUGGAGAACUCAAUCUUUGUGCACCCAUUUUCAUGGGUUUAGGAUGAGAACCGACUCAUAGGCCUUCAUCCUGCUCUCUCAAUUGUUUGGUUCCAUAUAGAAAUCCCCAUUAGCGUCAAUACCCUGACAAUUUCUUGGAGAACUCCUCCAAUGGCAAAUGACUCUAAUUUUCUGGUCUUCAACACCUUCAAUCCUCAAACUCAAUGCAACUGCUCCUGAUUUUUUUUUCGAGGGGGAAAUCAGAUCUGUCAAUUUUUUCAGGUUUUGAUCGUUGUUUUCUCUAAAAUAAGAUCUAUCGGUUUUUGAUUGCAUAUUUGUUCUGGGGUUCAAAAGUCUGAUCUUUGAGAGUAAACGAGGGGAAAACGAUGAGAAAUAUAGCGUUAGGGUACAUUAGAUAUUUUGAAAAAUUUAGGGUCUCAGGUAAAUUUUAAAACAUAGGGUGAUACAAGAUAAUUUUCUUAUAAAUUAAUAAACAUUACGUUAAAUACCCAAGCAUCAAACCAUGUGUUUUUUUUUUUUUUUUUUGGAUAUUUUGAACCUUUUUACCUUUUUACCUUUAUACCUUACCAGUGGAUCGGUAUUGAUCUAAUCUCAAUUACUCUCGACCCAUCCAAUCCUAUGGUUCGACCAAUCCGAACUGAUGUUUAAGACCAUGAUCUGUUGUGAUCAGACGAUAUUACCCUUAUUUUUUUGAAAAAAUUAUUUGAUUACCCACUAAUGGGUUUGUCUUUACAUAAAUACUCAUGUUGUGUUUCACUCAAUAGAUUUACAUAAAAUAAGUUAUCGCAUUACAAAUAUACUCAAAAGAGUAUUUUCAUAUACUUUGUCCUUUGUAUACUUUUUUUUUUGUUAAGUUGUCCUUUGUAUACCUACGAAUUGGAUACAUUUAACUCAUUCACCUCUUACCCUCUUCUCUCCUUCACCACUUUUACUCCUUUCUUCGAACGAACUGACAUGAAACCAAAGAAUGCCACCAGAUCCGUAGGGCACCGCAACCAAAAUUGAAGAAAAGUUAAAGAAGAGGGGAGAGGGAGGGUUGGGUAAAGAUUCCAGCGAGAGCGAUUUGUGGAGGUUGUGAGUCAUGGGGGUUGAAUAGGUUUCAUGACUCGAUUUUGGGUGUGGUGGGUUUUGUGUGGUCAGUGUUUUUUCUCAUCCUCUGUCAUACGCAACCCAUUUGGAUUCUUGGUGGGUUGAGUUAGUUGCAGAGACUUAUAUAGCUUCUCCCUGUGGUGGCUAUUCAAAUAGGGGGUGGUGAUGGGUGGAGAGUUUGGUAUGUAUAGACUAGAGAGACAGAGAGAGCGGAGGAAGAAAAAUGGAAAGGGAGAUGAAAAACAAGAAGGGAAGGGCCUAACAACUGGUAGGCAUACGAUAGAAGGUAUAUGAAAAACACUAUUGUGGGUAUUUUUGUAAUACUAAAACUUGUUUUGGGUAAAUCCGUUUAACACAUAAAAUGGUUAAUUUUGUAAAAACGAAGCCAAUAAUGGGUAAUCACGUAAUUCUCCUUUUUUUUUUUUUUUUUCACUUGAUCCUUAGCGUUACCCCGAUAUAGGAUCGACAAGGAAUUACGAUCUCUAUCGAUAUCGAUCCGAAUCGGCCGAUCCGAUACCGAUUCCUCAAGCCACCAGGUUUGUAAUGUCAGACUAAACGUUGCCAAUUGGCAUGUGAGGGUGACGAAUUAAAUAUCGUUUCAAAGAAAUUGCAGAGUUGUGGAAGGAGAAGAAAGUACUUCGUGCGGUGAAGUUGUUGAGUUGGGGAAAAAUGGCGGAAUCUGCAACAGCGUCGUCGACAAGCGAUGCGAGUAAGCCGCUGCUAAGAGAAACAGAGAUGGUGGAAGGCGUCUUCGACUACAAAGGCCGUCCGGUUAACAGAUCCUAUACCGGCGGAUGGAGAUCUGCCGCCUGCAUUAUCGGAGUGGAGAUCGCGGAGAGGUUUGCGUAUUGUGGGAUAAGUUCAAACCUGAUAACCUACCUGACGGGGCCAUUACGGCAAUCGACGGUGACGGCAGCGGGGAAUGUGAACGCUUGGACUGGCGCUGCGUCGAUACUACCUCUCUUUGGAGCUUUCGUCGCCGACGCUUUUCUCGGUCGAUACCGUACAAUCCUCUUCGCUUCUCUCCUCUAUAUUCUUGGGCUAGGCUUGUUAACUCUGUUGGCAAUGCUUCCUUCUUUCAAUCCACCCAACUGUCAAGAUAACAACAGCAGCAGUUCUUGCCCUCCUGGAUUGCAAAUCAUCAUUUUCUUCUGCUCUCUAUAUCUGGUGGCUUUUGCACAAGGAGGGACCAAGCCGUGCGCACAAGCUUUUGGAGCAGAUCAGUUCGAUGCAAGAGAUCCAAAGGAAUGCACAUCCCGAAGUUCUUUUUUCAACUGGGGAUAUUGCGCAUUCAAUGCUGGUAGUCUUGUUUCGCUCACAAUUUUGAACUACAUACAAGACAACAUGAAUUGGGGUCUUGGCUUCGGAAUUCCAUGUGUUUCCAUGGUGUUCGCUCUUGUUGUCUUCCUUCUUGGGACCAAGACUUACCGCUAUAAUUUCAAGGAUGAUAAGGGUAGCCCAAUAAUGAGAAUCACCCGUGUGUUUUUUGUAGCAGCAAAGAAUUGGCAAGCCACCCCUUCAGCCUCCAUUUUUGAAGAGGAAGCAGGAGAAACUCAUCAUUCUCAUGGUGCUCGCCAAUACAGGUUUCUUGACAAAGCACUGAUUACUGCCUCAGACAGUCCAGGUGGUCCAAAGAAAAACCUGAUGGCCUGUAGCAUCAGUGAAGUGGAAGAAGCAAAGGCUGUAGUGAGAUUGGUUCCCAUAUGGGCAACAUGUUUAGUGUAUGCCAUUGUCUUUGUACAGUCAUCAACUUUUUUCAUAAAGCAGGGUGGAACAAUGGACAGAUCAAUAGGGUCAGGCUUCCAAAUACCGGCUGCAUCACUGCAAAGCUUCAUCAGCCUAUCCAUUAUUCUUUUCAUUCCUAUCUUUGAUCGUGUAAUCAUUCCAAUUUCCAGAGCUUUUACGAGGAAACCAUCUGGAAUAACAAUGCUCCAAAGAAUUGGAACUGGAAUGAUUCUAUCCGUGAUGUCUAUGGUGGUAGCAGCACUAGUUGAGAAGGUGAGGCUUAAAAUUUCCGUGAAUUCUGGGCUUGCAGAUAUACCAGAAGCAACGGUUCCAAUUAGUGUGUGGUGGCUAGUUCCUCAAUUUGUCCUGUUUGGAGUUUCUGAUGUCUUCACUAUGGUGGGUCUGCAAGAAUUUUUCUAUGAUCAGGUGCCAAAUGGGCUGCAAAGUGUAGGUCUUUCCCUCUAUCUCAGCAUCUUUGGCGUAGGGAGCUUCCUCAGCAGCUUUUUUAUCUCUGUUAUUCAGACGGCAACCAGUGGGAGUGGCGGAGACGGCUGGUUUUCAAACAAUCUCAAUCGAGCACAUCUUGAUUACUUCUAUUGGCUUCUUGCUGGGCUUACAAUGGAUGUUCCCUUAAUAAGAGACACCGUUAAAGGUGCCGUCGACUAUAAAGGCAGUCCGGCUAUCCGAUCGGAGACCGGAAAAUGGAGAUCUGCUGUUUUCAUCAUUGGAGUGGAGAUAGCAGAGAGGUUUUCUUAUUAUGGGGUUGCUUCCAACCUGAUCACCUACCUGACUGGGCCGCUGCAGCAGUCAACGGUGGUGGCCGCCGUGAACGUGAACACUUGGUCGGGGGUGGCAUCCAUGCUUCCUCUCUUGGGAGCUUUUGUUGCUGAUGCUUACCUGGGGAGAUAUCGGACUAUCCUCUUUGCUUCUCUCCUCUAUGUUUUGGGAUUGGGCUUGUUGACACUAUCAGCGGUGCUUCCUUCUUUCAAUUCACCUAAUUGUCAUGAUGACAGCACUAACACAACAUCUUGUGAACCACCUCAGCCCCAAAUCAUCUUCUUCUUCUGUUCUCUAUAUUUGAUGGCACUUGCACAAGGUGGGCACAAACCAUGCGUACAAGCUUUUGGUGGAGAUCAAUUUGAUGGAAGUAAUGAAGAGGAAAGCAAGUCCAAGAGCUCUUUCUUUAACUGGUGGUAUUUUGGAAUGUGUGGAGGUAUUGUAUGUACACACUUGAUCUUAAACUACAUUCAGGAUAACCUAAGUUGGGGUCUUGGAUUUGGAAUUCCAUGUAUUUGUAUGGUAGCUGCUCUUGCUGUUUUCUUGCUUGGAACCAAGACUUACAGGUACAGUAGUUUCAGUGAGGAUAAUGAUAAUCCAUUUGGAAGAAUUGGAAGAGUGUUUGUUGCUGCUGUGAGGAAUUGGAGAGUUACUAUUCCCUCAGUAUAUGUAGCCAUUGUUGAUGAGGAAGGAGAGAGUCUUCUCUUAAGUGGUGCUAGCCAAUUCAGGUUUCUUGACAAGGCAUUAGCUACUACAUCAGAAGAUUUCAAGAAAGGUUGGCUAGUGUGCAGUGUUAAUCAGGUAGAAGAAGCAAAGGCAUUACUAAGAUUGGUUCCAGUAUGGGCUACAUGUUUAGUAUAUGCAAUUGUGUAUUCACAGACCUCUACUUUCUUCACCAAGCAAGGAGCUACCAUGGACAGAAAGAUAGGAUCAAAGUUCCAGAUACCACCUGGUUCUCUCCAAACCUUCAUUAGCCUCUCUUCUGUUCUUUUCAUUCCAAUUUAUGUUCGCGUCCUCAUUCCAAUCACCCGAGCUAUUACCCAGAAACACUCCGGCAUAACAGUGCUUCAAAGAAUAGGUGUUGGAAUGGUUUUUUCUAUUAUCGCCAUGGUGGCCGCAGCGACAGUUGAGAGGAAAAGGCUUCAAACAGCCACUGAUUUCAAGAUAGUGGAUAUACCAGGAGCAACAGUUCCUAUGAGUAUUUGGUGGUUGCUUCCUCAAUACAUUUCGUUUGGAAUCGCUGAUUCCUUCACCAUGGUUGGUCUACAAGAAUUUUUCUAUGGUCAGAUGCCAGAUGGGUUGAGGAGUGUUGGUCUUGCCCUUUACCUCAGUAUCUUAGGUGUAGGAAGCUUUUUAAGUAGCUUUCUUGUCUCUGCCAUUGAGAAGACAACUGGUGGAGAUGGCCAGAAUAGUUGGUUCUCAAACAAUCUUAAUAGAGCUCACCUUGAUUACUUCUAUUGGCUUCUAGCUUGUCUUAGUGCUGUAGGGUUGGUUGUUUAUUUGUACUUUGCCAAAUCUUAUGUCUACAAGAGGGAAAGUAGAAUCUGAGCCUAUGAGCCUUUGGAGGAACAUUUAUCCUAGUAUAGUUGCUCAUAGUAGCAUCAGAUGUGUACAUUUAAUGUCAGUAUCACCAUUAAGGAAGUAUAGCAAUGUA